Messenger RNA from Sturnus vulgaris (Common starling), 2226 nucleotides. It is a transcript of the gene ACKR3, whose product is annotated as atypical chemokine receptor 3. Gene Ontology annotation, cellular component: membrane. Gene Ontology annotation, biological process: G protein-coupled receptor signaling pathway; vasculogenesis; angiogenesis. Lineage: Eukaryota; Metazoa; Chordata; Aves; Passeriformes; Sturnidae. Gene Ontology annotation, molecular function: chemokine binding; G protein-coupled receptor activity; coreceptor activity. The record is from RefSeq and is a predicted model, not a curated record.
UGUCGGGUUUUUAUUGCCGCGCUGGGGAUGCGAAAGGCGCGGGCAGAUGGAUGCACGUGCGCGCAGCAGCCGUGCUCUCGGAGUGCAGCAUCGGGCUGAGCAUCCUCCGCGCUCCCUAACACCCCCAGGGCGGCUCUGAGCCGUCAGCUGCGAUUGUGGUGCCGCGGUGUCCCCAGCAUUGGUGUCAGCCCCAGCUUGAAGGGCUCUCUGCCGCCCUGUUGCUGCCUCUCUGUCGGAAUCUGACACCCCUCAGCCAGGUUUGAGUUUCUUCUCCAUGAGGUCAUUUGAAGUCCAGUCUGAGCGACCAUGAGCGCGCUUGACUUCACUUCCAUCCUGGAUUUCCUGGAGACGGCCAACUUGACGGAGAUCAACUGGACGUGCAGCAACGGCGAGUGCAUCACGGUGGAUGCCACAACAUGUCCCGGCACACUCAACAAGGGCGCCCUGCUCUACACCCUGUCCUUCUUCUACAUCUUCAUCUUCGUCAUAGGCCUGGUGGCCAACUCGGUGGUGGUAUGGGUCAACCUCCAGGCCAAAAUGACCGGCUAUGAAACCCACCUGUACAUCUUCAACCUGGCCAUCGCCGACCUGUGUGUCGUGAUCACGCUUCCCGUGUGGGUUGUCUCGCUCGUCCAGCACAACCAGUGGCACAUGGGGGAAAUCACGUGCAAGAUAACUCACCUGAUAUUUUCCAUCAACUUGUACAGCAGCAUCUUCUUCCUGGCGUGCAUGAGCGUGGACCGCUACCUGUCGGUCGCCUACUUCACCAACUCCAGCAGCCACAAGAAGAAGAUCAUCCGCCGCUGCAUCUGCAUCCUGGUGUGGCUCCUGGCCUUCUCCGCCUCCCUCCCGGACACGUAUUACCUCAAGACAGUCUCUUCCAACAACGAGACCUACUGCAGGCCCGUUUACCCCGAAGAGAGCUUCAAGGAGUGGCUGAUUGGCAUGGAGCUCAUCUCCGUGGUGCUGGGCUUCCUCAUCCCCUUUCCUGUCAUCGCCAUGUUUUAUUUCCUCCUGGCCAAGAGCAUCUCCGCCUCCAGUGACCAGGAGCGCAAGAGCAACGGGAAGAUCAUCUUCUCCUACGUCGUGGUGUUCCUGGUGUGCUGGCUGCCCUACCACGUGGCUGUCCUGCUGGACAUCUUCUACAGCCUUCACUUCAUCCCCUUCAGCUGCCAGAUGGAGAACUUCCUCUACGCCACCCUCCACAUCACCCAGUGUUUCUCUCUCGUCCACUGCUGUGUCAACCCCAUACUGUACAGCUUCAUCAACCGCAACUACAGAUACGAGCUCAUGAAAGCCUUUAUUUUCAAGUACUCUGCCAAAACUGGCCUCACUAAACUCAUCGAUGCCUCCAGAGUGUCAGAAGCAGAAUACUCAGCUCUGGAGCAAAAUGCCAAAUGACUGCAGCCCCAGAAAUUUCCUUGACUCUCUAACCUGAUGUGGGUUUUUUUGUAUGUUGCGGUUUGUUGUUUGGUUUUUUUUUUGUUUGUUUUUUUUUUACCCCUUCCUUUCAAUGUGCUUGUUACGAACGGGGCGUGAAUUCCAGCCUACAAAAGAGAGAGGACAAAGUAUAAUUUAAGAGUAGGAUGAGUUGUGAAGUGGAAGUGGUACCAAAAUGAAAACCUUUUCUCCUCCUAGCCCAGUGUGGACUCCUCAACAACGCUAUGCAAAUGGAAUGACUUCCUAGCAGACAAAGCCAUUGUGUACCAUAGAUAACAUGGAUAAGCUUCUCCUUCCACGUCUUGAUUCCCUCUUGUCUCCUUGUAUACGUUUAUAUAUAGUGUGUGUUGUAUUUAAAAGCUCGAGACUUUAUUUUCUGCCUCUUGGUGUACCUUAUACAAGUGUAUUUGAAAGUUAAAUAUAUUUUUAUCAUGUAUUUGAAGUAUAUUGUUGAUGAGUGUAUCCAGAGUGCUGUAGUCUGAGUGUUUGGCUCCAAGAGGAUGCUGACAAAUAGGAUGGAAAUGAUCUCUUGGGAGCAUCCUCCCUGGCUGGCACACUUUAUGGACCGUGGCUUUAUGUGGUGUCACACCCACAUGCUGGAACAUGAAAUAUAUGUAGUGUAAUAUAGCUGCCAUCAUGUUAAAAUUAACAGUAUUGUCAGAGUCCUUAACUCCUCCACCCCUGCUUCACCAGCCUGUAUCCUCCUGCACAGAGUGAGUGAUCUUACUGCUGAGAGUUGUCUCUAUUUGUAAGUUAUUUUUGUAAAAUAAAGAUCUGAGGAAAAAA